CUCUCACAUAGCCUGCCCUACCCACUUCCACCGCCUUAGCUGACCGCACGCUCGAUCCCACACAGUAGCCAUCGAUUUCUCGCUCUCGUAGUCUUUGCCUGGCGUGGUAUACUUCACUUUCGGCCUCGUCUCAGAUCCCAAUCGCUGUCUUCGCGCAUCGCUGCAUAACACCCGUCAACACACCAAGCUCCGAGCACAGGCCCGCAUCGACGCAUCCUCCGACCUCGUCAACCACCACCACCGCUACAUCACGAACUCGCCUUGUCCACCACCCGACCCCUCGGUGACCCUGCUCCAAUUCUUUCAACGCCUCUCUUUCAUACGCAAUCAUGUCGCAGAACAGGCCUUCGGCGUUCUCUAGCUUACGCAUGGGCGAGGUAAUCCGCGAAAAGGUUCAGGAUGGCCUGACUGGAGAGACAAAAGAGAUGCAGUAUACCCAGUGCAAGAUCGUCGGCAACGGUUCUUUCGGUGUCGUUUUCCAGACCAAGCUGUCGCCCAGCGGCGAAGAUGCUGCCAUCAAGCGUGUACUCCAGGACAAGCGUUUCAAGAACAGAGAGCUCCAGAUCAUGCGGAUAGUGCGACACCCUAACAUUGUCGAGUUGAAGGCCUUCUACUACUCCAACGGCGAUCGCAAGGACGAGGUCUACCUCAAUCUCGUACUCGAAUUCGUGCCCGAAACUGUCUACCGCGCAUCCCGCUACUUUAAUAAGAUGAAGACAACUAUGCCCAUCCUCGAGGUCAAGCUCUACAUCUACCAGCUCUUCCGCUCCCUGGCCUACAUCCACAGCCAGGGAAUCUGCCACAGAGACAUCAAGCCGCAAAAUCUGCUCCUCGACCCCAACAGCGGUAUCCUCAAGCUCUGCGAUUUCGGAAGUGCAAAGAUUCUUAUCGAGAACGAGCCCAACGUUUCGUACAUUUGCUCGCGCUACUACAGAGCCCCCGAGCUCAUCUUCGGCGCAACCAACUACACAACAAAGAUUGAUGUCUGGUCUACCGGCUGUGUCAUGGCAGAGCUCAUGCUUGGUCAGCCCCUGUUCCCUGGUGAGUCGGGUAUCGAUCAAUUGGUCGAGAUCAUCAAGGUUUUGGGAACUCCUACUCGCGACCAAAUCCGCACCAUGAACCCCAACUACAUGGAACACAAGUUCCCCCAGAUCAAGCCUCACCCCUUCAACAAGGUCUUCCGCAAGGCCGACCCCAGUGCCAUCGAUCUCAUUUCCAAGCUUCUCGAAUACACACCGACACAGCGUUUGUCUGCCAUUGAGGCCAUGGUUCAUCCCUUCUUCGACGAGCUGAGGGACCCCAACACCCGAUUCCCCGACUCCCGUCACCCCGGAGGUGCUUCCAAGGACAUGCCUGAGCUUUUCAACUUCAACCACCACGAACUCUCAAUCGCUCCCCACAUGAACCACCAACUCGUCCCCGCUCACGUUCGUCCUCAAUUGGCAGCGAAGGGUCUUGAUAUCGACAACUUGACGCCUAUGACCAAGGAUGCCAUGAUGGCACGACUGGAUUAAAAGAACAACAAAAAGAAAAACUAUCGGCA
Aureobasidium subglaciale EXF-2481 is the source of this 1543-nucleotide messenger RNA. RefSeq lists its product as uncharacterized. NCBI's taxonomy places the organism in Eukaryota, Fungi, Ascomycota, Dothideomycetes, Dothideales, Saccotheciaceae. Gene Ontology annotation, biological process: protein phosphorylation; signal transduction. Gene Ontology annotation, cellular component: cytoplasm. The record is from RefSeq and is a predicted model, not a curated record. The coding region runs from base 330 to 1514 and encodes 394 amino acids. The transcript has 7 exons. Gene Ontology annotation, molecular function: protein serine/threonine/tyrosine kinase activity; protein serine/threonine kinase activity; ATP binding.